Messenger RNA from Prunus mume (Japanese apricot), 1535 nucleotides. It is a transcript of the gene YUC6, whose product is annotated as Flavin-binding monooxygenase family protein. Gene Ontology annotation, biological process: auxin biosynthetic process. The record is from RefSeq and is a predicted model, not a curated record. Lineage: Eukaryota; Viridiplantae; Streptophyta; Magnoliopsida; Rosales; Rosaceae. Gene Ontology annotation, molecular function: flavin adenine dinucleotide binding; NADP binding; N,N-dimethylaniline monooxygenase activity.
CUCCCCCCCUCUCCCUCUCCCAAAUGGGCUCCUCUCACUUCUCUUCUUUCUCUUAGACCACUCAACUCUUCUGCCUCAACUUUUCAUUUCUUCUCUUCUCUUCUUGCAUUAAUAAUUUGUUACAUGUUGUCACAUAUGUCCAUGGCCUACUACAACACAAGAGAAAUACAAGGCAAGCAAGCCCAUGAUCCUAUUUUCAUUGAAAAAAUGAAGAGCAAGUCCUCCUCCUCCUCAUCACCAUCUCCACCAUCAUCUCCAUCAUCAUCAUCAUCAUCAUCAUCAUCAUCGCCAUCGCCCCGAAUCGUAGUGUGUGUUCCUGGGCCGGUGAUCGUAGGUGCAGGUCCAUCAGGGCUUGCUACAGCCGCAUCCCUCCAAUUAAAAGGUGUACCAAGUGUGAUCCUAGAGAGAUCCAAUUGCAUAGCCUCCUUGUGGCAGCUCAAGACCUACGAUCGCCUUCGACUUCACUUGCCAAAGCAAUUUUGUGAGCUACCCUUUAUGCCUUUUCCCAAUGAUUUCCCCACUUACCCUACAAAGCAGCAAUUCAUUCAGUACCUUGAAGAUUAUGCUACCAAGUUCGACAUUAGGCCACGGUUCAAUGAGGCUGUGGCCAGUGCCGAGUUUGAUUCCAAGCUCGGGUUUUGGCGCGUGAGGACCACCGGAGCCAAGGGCGGCGAUGAGACGGAGUAUGUUGUUCCUAAGCUUGAGGGAAUGGCUGAGUUUGGAGAGCCUAUUAGGCACACAAGUUUGUACAAAAGUGGUGAAGAGUUUAGAGGGAAGAAAGUUCUGGUUGUUGGUUGUGGAAAUUCAGGCAUGGAGGUGUGUUUAGAUCUAUGCAAUCAUAAUGCAAGGCCUUCUCUUGUGGUUAGAGACACAGUACAUGUCUUACCGAGAGAGAUGCUUGGAAAAUCAACUUUUGGGCUGUCCAUGUUGUUGCUCAAGUGGCUGCCUAUAAGGCUGGUAGAUCGCCUCUUGCUGGUUGUGUCUCGGCUACUUCUCGGCAACACCUCCCGACUCGGAUUGGACCGCCCGAAAUUAGGUCCCUUGGAGCUCAAGAACUUGUCUGGAAAGACACCGGUCUUAGACGUUGGUACACUGGCCAAGAUCGAAAGUGGAGACAUUGAGGUACGUCCAGCUAUCAAGAGGCUAAAAUGUCAUGCUAUAGAAUUUAUCAAUGGACGGACGGAGAACUUUGAUGCCAUUGUCUUAGCGACAGGUUACAGAAGCAAUGUACCCAUUUGGCUAAAGGAGGGAGAUAUGUUUUCAAAGGAAGAUGGGUUGCCUAGAAGGCCAUUUCCAAAUGGUUGGAAAGGUGAAUGUGGGUUGUAUGCCGUGGGGUUCACCAAACGCGGAAUACUUGGUGCCACAAUGGAUGCCAAAAGAAUUGCCGAGGACAUUGAACGGUGUUGGAAAGCUGAGGCAAAGCAUUGUACUCCCUUUAAAGGUUCACUUUUUCCACUAUCAUCAUCAUCAUCACCAUGAUGAUUUUGAUUUGAUGAGCUAAAGACACAGAAAGGCAGCUGGGAGACAGAGAAAGA